Prosopis cineraria is the source of this 1485-nucleotide messenger RNA. Its product is annotated as E3 ubiquitin-protein ligase MIEL1. Gene Ontology annotation, molecular function: zinc ion binding; ubiquitin protein ligase activity. The record is from RefSeq and is a predicted model, not a curated record. Gene Ontology annotation, biological process: protein ubiquitination; ubiquitin-dependent protein catabolic process. Gene Ontology annotation, cellular component: nucleus. The coding region runs from base 268 to 1071 and encodes 267 amino acids. Lineage: Eukaryota; Viridiplantae; Streptophyta; Magnoliopsida; Fabales; Fabaceae. The transcript has 12 exons.
CUCUCUCUUUCGUCCCCAACAAGUGGGCAUGUUAGUGAUCAUCCAUUUAUUGUUGUUGCUGCAGCAGCUACGCUUGCAUUUUUGCCAUUAAAAUAAUCUCAUGAUAAAGGAUCUUUGUUCUUUAAGCAUAAUGGCUCCAUUCCUCCUUGAGGAUCACGACAAUCCAAUCCCACACUUCUUCCCAAGUCAGGAAACCCCUCUCUCCUUCUUCUUCUUCCCCUUCCCUCCUCAAUCAGAGCCUUCCCUUUUGCCUCUUUUCCAAAUCUCAUGGAAGGCUCUGCCGAUGAACGCCUUCACUUCGGCAAGAUGGGAUACGGGUGCAAACAUUAUAGGAGAAGAUGCAUGAUUCGAGCUCCUUGUUGCAAUGAGAUUUACUGGUGUCGUCAUUGUCAUAACGAGGCAGUGAGCAUGUUGAGGAAUAUCUAUGAUCGGCAUGAAAUAGUACGCCAAGAUGUUGAACAAGUUGUUUGUGCAGUUUGCGACACAGAGCAGCCAGUUGCUCAAGUUUGCACAAACUGUGGCGUCAUGAUGGGUGAAUAUUUCUGCGAAAUCUGCAAAUUCUUCGAUGACGAUACUGGGAAACAAGAGUUUCAUUGCGACGAUUGUGGGAUCUGUAGAGUCGGUGGUCGUCAGAAUUAUUAUCACUGCAAGAAGUGUGGGUCCUGCUAUUCAGUUGCCCUUCGUGAUAAUCAUUCUUGUGUAGAAAACUCUAUGAGGCAUCACUGUCCAAUUUGUUAUGAGUACCUUUUUGAUUCAUUGAAAGACACUACUGUGAUGAAAUGUGGUCACACGAUGCAUUGUGAUUGUUAUCAAGAGAUGAUAAAGCGUGACAAGUUCUGUUGUCCCAUAUGCUCCAAGUCAGUGAUCGAUAUGUCCAGUACGUGGAAGAGAAUUGAUGAAGAGAUAGAAGAAACAGUCAUGCCUGAAGAUUAUCGGGACAGGAAGGUUUGGAUACUGUGCAAUGACUGCAAUGACACAACUGAAGUUUACUUCCACAUUAUUGGGCAAAAAUGUGGUCACUGCAGCUCAUACAAUACUCGUACAAUUGCUCCUCCUGUUCUUCCUCACUGACCUCCAUAUUCUUAAAGUAAUUACCCCCCAUCCCCAUCGUUGUAGAUUGUUCUGAUUCAAUAAUUUUGUCCUUCGCUGGAUAUGAAGUGAAUGAAUUGCGUAUGGUGCUUCUGGGGGGAAUUCACUUCAUCCUCAUGGUGAAUUGCCAGCAAUUGUACUUCGGUACUUGUUAAUGAUGAUGAUGUAUUUAAAUUGGAUUGUAGUGAUACUUGUGUUUGCCAUUGAAUUUAAUCAAAACACAAUGCUUGCAUUGCAAGGCAUAUGCUUUGCAAUUCAUUAUGACUAUCACUGAAUUGUGAUAGUUUGUUAUCCUGUCUUUGUCACUCUCUGUUCUGCUGAGGUCCUUUCCUUGUCAAGACAGUUGAUCUCUUCGUGAUAAACUUGAAUCUAUUUAUAUUUUUCCCUUUAUUUUUA